Pygocentrus nattereri (red-bellied piranha) is the source of this 2920-nucleotide messenger RNA. Its product is annotated as gastrin/cholecystokinin type B receptor. Gene Ontology annotation, cellular component: membrane. Bases 259 to 1431 code for a protein of 390 amino acids. Gene Ontology annotation, biological process: neuropeptide signaling pathway. The record is from RefSeq and is a predicted model, not a curated record. The transcript has a single exon. Gene Ontology annotation, molecular function: peptide binding; G protein-coupled receptor activity. NCBI's taxonomy places the organism in Eukaryota, Metazoa, Chordata, Actinopteri, Characiformes, Serrasalmidae.
UCCCGCGAGCGGGUCCGCGGAGCGCAGCGAGGAAGAACAGACUUUAGUGAUGGAGCAGGACACGAGGGCGGGCUGGAACGGGUUGACUUGCUCUCGUCAGUAAAUCACUGAGCUUCUUCUUUUAAUCGGAUCCGCAGCAACUGCGUUUAUUUCCUCAGACGCGUUUAUCCACAGCGCCUUGGAUAAAAAGGUGUAGCCGUUCGCUUUUGACCAGAACGCCGUAACUUGAGCACACGAGGCUGAAAUAAUGAGCACAUUAUGAAUUUCUCAAGCAUCUUCGUCACGUUUGGACCCCCAGCUCUCGUAAACGCGUCCCACUGGAGCUCCAGCAGCCACAACAACAGCGCUCCUCGCGCUCCUCGCCCUCCUCCUCCUCUUCCUCACCUUCCUCUUCGUCCUUCUGUGGACGUCCUGUUCUCCGGGCGCGAGCCGGGCACCGUCCUCCUCGCGCUCAUGUACGUGGCCUCCUUCAUCACGGGCCUGGCUGGGAACGUCACAGCUCUGCUGGCGCUCGGCAGCAGGAGAUGGAGGAGCAGGAUAAAGCUGAUGAAGAUGAGGAGCGCGUCGUCGGCCACCAGGCGCCUCCUGGCCAACCUGGCUGCGUGCGACACGCUGGUGGUGUGCGUGUGCAUGCCGGCCAACCUGGUCCACCACGUGCACCGCGCCUGGCCUUUCGGUGAGCCGCUGUGCCGCGCAGUUCCCUUCGUGCAGGCCGUGUCCGUGGCGGCCAGCGUGCUGAGCCUGGCCGCGCUGGGCCUCAGCCGCUACUGCGGCGUGCACAGCCCGCUGCGCGCGCGUCACGCCUUCACGGGAGCGCGCGUGGGCGCCGUCAUCGUCGCCGUGUGGGCCGUGUCGUCCGGCCUGUGUCUGCCCCUGCUCUUCACCAAUGAGACGCGCACGCUCGAGCUUCCCGACGGCGCGCGCUCCGUGACCCUGUGCGUGGAGCGCUGGUCCGAGGUCAGGCUGCGCCAGGGCUACAACUUCCUUCUCUUCUGCGCGCUCUACGCUUUCCCCGUGCUCUUCAACCUCGUCAUCUGCUCGCUGACCGUGCGCAAGCUCUGGGGGGCCAAGGGCGAGCCCGGGGCAUUUGGCUUCGCGCGCUCGGGCGCGCGCCUGGAGACGCGUAAGAGGAUCGCCAAGAUGGUGCUGGCGCUCGUGCUGCUCUUCACCUUCUCGUGGCUCCCUCUGUACGUGGUGGACAUCUGGCUCGACUUCCACAUGCCCGAGGACAGUUGGCGCGUGCCGGAGCGCGUGGAGCACGAAUGGAUCCUGCAGGGCCGGCCGUUCGCGCAGUGGCUCGGACUGACCAAUUCUGCGCUCAAUCCGCUGUGCUACUGCUUCGUGGGCGAGCUCAGGCGCUCCGCCCGGAGACUGACCGCCAGCUACAGAGAGAGAGUGACCAGUCUGUUCGUAAAGGCCAGGAGCUCGUAGAGCAAGAACGGCUGUGGAAGUGACCGUGUGACGCUUGGGAUGAAGGGUCUGGACGUAGCGGAGUAUUAAAUGUCUGCAUAAUUAAAGGGGAACUCAUAAUUCAGUGGUUGAGAUGUAAACACAGUUUGUCAGGAGUUUGCCUCAGAUCAAAGUCCAGCUCUUGAUGUCUAUGGAAAUGUUUUAAUGCAAUUCUUUUGAGCUCCAUUGGAAUUGAAUUGUCUUUGGAUCCGUGUAAACGGGUUUCAUUCAUUUAAAUAUUUCAUUGAUUAUUAUUUUUUGUCCAUUUUACAUAAACCGGUUACUUCAGGACAACACAGUUCUUUUGUUUAGUGUUAGUGGACCUUCACUAACGUGUCACGAGUUUCUCUAAUACUGAGUGCAACUGUUUCAUCUGAAAAACGUUCUUUGGAGACUAUUUUGCGUGCAACUUUCUACACAUAGAUUUCCACCAUUAAUGGACUGAAAGUUCUGUUUUACAUCAAAAGCCUCCCCUGUAACUGUCGGGAAUCAUCAGGAAGCAUAUCCAUACGAAUGCCAAGUAAUAACCUUUAAAAGGGAGCUUUUAGAGGUGACUCAGUAAGUUGCUCUGCAACAGAUCUGUUCACAUCCAACUGCUCUGAAUGACUUUGUUUACAUCUUAACCGUUUAAUAAUGCAGACAUUUUGGAAAGUUGGUGGAGUCACAGAUUUCAAAGAGUCAUUGUGGAGAAACCAGAAGGAACCAGACGUCUGAGGAGUUUUUAAAAGCUUCCUCACAGACAGCAAAUACAAUGCUUGCAAAUAAGAUGUUUUGCAAAUGUUUUGAGUAUAUGAAUAUUCAAUUUCUAUAUUUGCAUUGUAAGCAUUCCCGACACAUGAUUCAUUUCAGCACCACUGAGUCUAUAAGUUCCUCUAUAAUGAACCGCUUCACAUCAAACCACUGUAAAUGACUGAAUUGGUAGAAUUAUGCAGACAUUUUAUUCCCCUUUAAUACAGUUCAUUUAACCUUUAAAACAGUGCUGAACACUAAUAGGAUGAACUAAGCAAAUUCAGUUCAAUUUAAAACAUGUCAGGAGUUUACGUCCAGGUCACUGUAUCUCUGUAACCAAUUUUCAUAAAACAAGUUUUUGGAACUGCAGCUGAUGAUAAGGAAAAACAGUGUUCAUCAGGAGGGUGAGCGGGGCGGGCAGGUGGCUCCAACGUCUAAAUGCAGUUCAGCCUAUGAACAUGAGGCCAGUGAAACUGCUGAAUAACAAACACCAUCAUGGUAAUUCUUUAUAAUAGCUACAUUUGUUAGACCUCUUACAGUCCAAGAGCAAUGCAGCAUUUCACCUGCUGACUCACUUAUGCUGAACUCAAAAGCGCAGUCAUACGCAAGAGUCACGUUUAUUUACAAAUGUCAGAAAUUAAUACAUUUAAAUGUGGCAUUGUUUUGACAAUUUUAUUUAUAUGUUGCGCAUAACAUAUUGGAAAAAAUGACAUAGAAAAUAUCAAAUGUGCCUUUACUUUUG